AUGAAAGCAUAUGCAAUUGCACUCAUAGUCUGUGGCUCUGUGGCAGCUCUAAUUUUGAUUUUGUGUUGUCUUUGCAAAAGUGGCCGAAAGAACAAGAACCGCCCUCUGACUGGUGGUGCUCCCCCUCCUCCUCCGCCUAUACAAGCGAAUCGCGAUGUUGAAAAGGGUGAAAUUACAUCCAAGAACACAGCAAUGAGAGAUGGUGGUAUGGUUAUUUUAGGUGCUGCUGCAGCAACAGUGGCCACUACUGCUGUUAUUACUAGUUCUUACAGUGGUGGUUGUGGCGGCGGAGGUGGUGGCUGCGGUGGUGGAUGUGGAGGCUGUGGUGGUGGAUGUGGAGCCAUAAUAUUUUUGAUUUUGGGUUGUCUUUUCAAAAUUUUCGGAAAGAAAACAAGCCACCAAGGGAACCAUGAUGUUGAAAGGGGUGGAAUUGCACGCAGGAAUAACACAGCAAUGAGGCAUGGUGGAAUGGCUAUUCUAGGGGCUACUGCUGGAGGGACGAGCAGUUGGGGUGGAGGUGGUGGCUGUGGCGGCAGAGAUGGUGGUGGUGGUGGUGGAGGCGCCGGUGGCUGUGGAGGUAGAGGUGGAGGAGGAGGCGGUGGAUGUUGA
This is a messenger RNA of Lycium barbarum (goji berry), 609 nucleotides long. RefSeq lists its product as uncharacterized. NCBI's taxonomy places the organism in Eukaryota, Viridiplantae, Streptophyta, Magnoliopsida, Solanales, Solanaceae. The coding region runs from base 1 to 609 and encodes 202 amino acids. The transcript is spliced from 2 exons. The record is from RefSeq and is a predicted model, not a curated record.